CCGAGGCUGCGGCGCGCCGAGGGGCUGCGUCCAGCGACAGCGCGAUGGAGGACUCGCAGCUGUUUUGCGUGGCCGAGGAGCGAAGCGGCCACUGCGCCGUGGUGGACGGAAACUUCCUCUACGUGUGGGGGGGCUACGUGUUCUUCCCUAUCCUUUCCACAUUACUGAAAUUCAUACAGACUUUGGUGCUGCUACCAAGAACAUUUAAAAAUUUCUAUUGAAGACAAUGAAGUAUAUUUGCCUAAUGAUGAAAUUUGGACCUAUGAUAUUGAUAGUGGGUUGUGGACGAUGCACCUCAUGGAAGGAGAACUCCCUACCUCCAUGUCAGGCAGUUGUGGUGCUUGCCUUAAUGGAAAGCUGUACGUUUUUGGAGGCUAUGAUGACAAAGGAUACAGCAAUCGACUUUAUUUUGUUAAUUUGAGAACAAGAGAUGGAACCUAUGUUUGGGAAAAAAUCACGAACUUUGAAGGAAAACCACCCACACCACGUGAUAAACUUUCUUGCUGGGUAUAUAAAGACAGAUUAAUAUACUUUGGUGGCUAUGGGUGUAGGAGGCACAGUGAACUCCAAGACUGUUUUGAUGUACAUGAUGCAUCUUGGGAAGAGCAGAUAUUCUGGGGAUGGCAUAAUGAUGUGCACGUAUUUGACACAGUGACGCAGAGUUGGUUCCAACCAGAAAUUAAAGGUGGAGUUCCUCCACAGCCACGAGCCGCGCAUACGUGUGCAGUUCUGGGAAAUAAGGGCUAUAUCUUUGGCGGACGUGUUUUGCAAACUAGGAUGAAUGAUUUGCACUAUCUAAAUUUAGACACCUGGACUUGGUCUGGAAGGGUUCCUAUUAAUGGAGAAAACCCCAAACAUCGGUCCUGGCAUACUUUAACACCAAUAGCUGAUGAUAAGCUUUUCCUGUUUGGUGGACUAAGUGCGGACAAUAUUCCAUUAAGUGAUGGUUGGAUUCACAAUGUCAUAACAAAUUGUUGGAAACAACUUACACAUUUACCUAAAACAAGACCCAGGUUAUGGCACACAACCUGUUUGGGAAAAGAAAAUGAAAUAAUGGUAUUUGGUGGGAGCAAAGAUGAUUUACUUUCCUUGGAUACAGGUCACUGUAAUGAUUUAUUGAUCUUUCAAACACAGCCUUAUUCACUACUCAGGUCUUGCCUUGAUUGCAUUGGUAAAAAUGCUGUAAUUUUAGAAAAUCAAAUAUCUCUAUUACCUCCUAAACUUCUGCAACAAGUACUCAAAAAAAUAACAUUUUGGACUGCAGCUAACCACCGAGAAGAACGAAGAGCCAAAAAAGAAGAAACAGAAAAUAAGUAUCAGUGGAUCAGUAGCAAUUAAGUGGUUAUGUACUCUAUGUAUUUAAUAUGUUGAAACAUUUUAAUCAGACUGUAUAUUUACUCCCGACCUCCACCUCGCCAAAUCGGAGAUUUUAUUUAGAAGAUAAAAUUUGAAACCAAAAUGCUAUGUUAAAGUGACUCAUGGCAUGGGAUAUAUGGGAAUGAGAUGUUAAUGGAAGAUUAAUUUAUAUUUGUAAAAUUAUUUCCUUAUCAGCUGCAGAAAAAAAUAUACUUUCUGAAAGUAAGUACAAUUGUAAGAGAUUUUAAUUCACUGUGUACUGAUUAUCGGAAAGAUUAUACAAAUUUGAGGAGAAUAAAAAUUAUCCAAGUACUUCAGAAAUCCCUCAAACUAACGAUAGAUAAGUGAAAACACUACGUAUCAACUUUCAGAAAGAAUAGAUUUUCUCAAGUCACUUUAAAAUUAUCUAAAGCUUCUUAUUAAAUAACUCAGUUACUGAAAUAACAUCUCCUUCAAUAAUUAACAUAGCAGGCCAAAAUUAUAAAAUAGGCAAACACUGAUAUGGUAUUAAAUGUUGAACACCUACCCAGUUAGCACUCACCUAGGAAAGCAUUCUUAAGCGUCAUCAUAACUUUUCCUUUUCUUUCAUAACUUUUUCAUCAAAGCUUUAUUUGAGCUUUGAAUAAAUGUCUUCAAUUGGUUUCCAUUAUCCUUAAGUUAUUAGUUUGUCCAAUUAUACAUAUAUAUAUGUAAUUACAUA
Rhinolophus ferrumequinum (greater horseshoe bat) is the source of this 2056-nucleotide messenger RNA. RefSeq names its product kelch domain containing 1 (gene KLHDC1). The transcript has 14 exons. Bases 289 to 1338 code for a protein of 349 amino acids. The record is from RefSeq and is a predicted model, not a curated record. Gene Ontology annotation, molecular function: protein binding. NCBI's taxonomy places the organism in Eukaryota, Metazoa, Chordata, Mammalia, Chiroptera, Rhinolophidae.